Messenger RNA from Armigeres subalbatus, 1116 nucleotides. RefSeq lists its product as uncharacterized. The transcript is spliced from 2 exons. The record is from RefSeq and is a predicted model, not a curated record. The coding region runs from base 1 to 1116 and encodes 371 amino acids. NCBI's taxonomy places the organism in Eukaryota, Metazoa, Arthropoda, Insecta, Diptera, Culicidae.
AUGAGCCAAAAGAACAACCAACCGAACGUGUCCGAAGAAGCAACUGGAGGAGAAGUUUCGCUGUCGGAUAUGAUGCGGCAAAUGGCACAGCAAAACAGCCAGCUGCUGAUUCUUCUGGAACAUUUCACCGGAAACCAGCAAGAAGCACCACCCCAGCGAAGCGCUCCAGAGAAAAUUCUGGAAUCCCUUGCGUCAAAUGUAAAGGAAUUCCACUUCGACCCGGAAAAUGGACUGACGUUUGACCGUUGGUUUUCGAAGUACGAGGACCUAUUCAGGCAGGAUGGCAGAGAUUUGGACGAUGCUGCAAAACUGAAGCAAAUUUUCGGUCAGCAAAAAUCCUUGUUCAGCAAGCGCUAUGACUGUCUCAAGCUGGAGAAGAAUGAAACCGACGAUUUCGUUUCGUAUGCCAGAAUCGUCAACCGGCAAUGUGAAGAUUUUGAAUUGCAGAAGCUAACUGUUAACCAAUUCAAGAGUUUAGUUUUCAUCUGCGGUCUCAAAUCAGCGAAAGACGCCGACGUCAGGACACGGCUCCUAGCAAAGCUCGAAUCAGACCAAGCUGACACCAUCAACCUGGAAGGGCUGGUCACCGAGUGCCAACGACUGUCGAAUCUGAAGCACGACACGGCGUUGGUCGAGAAGAAACUUACAUCUUCAACGGUGCAAGCAGUUCGGCACACAAAGCAGCCGAACAACCAAACAAAGUCAUCAGCAGACGGUAAGUCACCACCAUCGCCGUGCUGGCAGUGCGGAGCGAUGCAUUUCGUGAAGGACUGUCAGUUUUCCAAGCACUUUUGCAAGCAGUGCGGAGAAAUAGGCCAUAAAGGAGGCUAUUGUGGUUGCUUCGCAACACCAUCAAGCUCGAAGUCCGUUGGGGACAAGAAGAAGAAAUCUUGCUCUACAAAGGUCAUCCAAACAGUGCAGCAGGUCAAUAGCCGCAGGAAGUACAUAUCAGUCAUUUUCAACAAGACUGUGGCAAAGUUGCAACUGGAUUGCGGUUCCGACAUCACCGUUAUAAGCCAUACAACGUGGAAAACGAUCGGAUCCCCUUCAUUCUCAACGAUAAGCGUGGAAGCAUCUACGGCUUUCCAGUCUUCACGAAAACAUGAGCGGCGCUGA